AUGGCUGACGCCGCCGUGGAGAACCCGCACAACACAAUACCGCCUCACAAGAAGCAGCUCCCCUCGUCGAUACCGAAUUUCGACACGCUCGAGGGCUUCAGCACAGACGGAAAUGAUGACUACUCAAAUUUCAAGAAGCUCCAGCGACAGCUAGAGUACAUUCACCUUCAGGAAGAAUACAUCAAGGACGAGCAGCGGAGUCUGAAGCGGGAGUUGGUGCGCGCGCAAGAGGAGAUCAAGCGCAUUCAGAGUGUGCCGCUCGUCAUAGGACAGUUUAUGGAGGCGAUAGACCAAAACACUGGCAUCGUGCAAUCAUCUACCGGCUCGAAUUAUGUCGUCCGCAUCCUGUCCACGCUCGAUCGCGAGCUGCUCAAGCCCUCUUCCUCGGUCGCUCUCCACCGCCACUCGAACGCCCUCGUUGAUAUCCUACCUCCAGAGGCCGACUCCUCCAUCGCCAUGCUUGGCCAAGACGAGAAGCCAGAUGUCACAUACGCAGACGUGGGAGGUCUAGACAUGCAGAAGCAGGAAAUCCGAGAAGCUGUGGAGCUUCCACUCACACACUUCGACCUGUACAAGCAGAUCGGUAUCGACCCACCACGCGGCGUUCUGCUGUAUGGGCCUCCAGGAACAGGAAAGACGAUGUUGGUGAAGGCAGUAGCGAACAGCACUACGGCUUCAUUUAUCCGCGUGGUAGGCUCGGAGUUCGUGCAGAAGUACCUAGGAGAGGGUCCGCGCAUGGUGCGCGACGUCUUCCGAAUGGCCCGAGAGAACUCACCCUCCAUCAUAUUCAUCGACGAGAUCGACGCUAUCGCCACAAAGCGUUUCGACGCACAAACCGGUGCCGAUCGAGAAGUCCAGCGUAUCCUGCUCGAGCUUCUCAACCAGAUGGACGGUUUCGACCAAACAUCCAACGUCAAGGUCAUCAUGGCGACCAAUCGUGCUGAUACACUCGACCCCGCGCUGCUCCGACCCGGCCGUCUCGACCGAAAGAUUGAGUUCCCCUCGCUACGAGAUCGCCGUGAGCGCCGUCUCAUCUUCGGCACCAUCGCUGGGAAGAUGAGCCUAUCACCCGAGGUCGACCUUGACAGCUUAAUCGUGCGAAAUGACCCAUUGUCGGGUGCUGUCAUUGCGGCGAUUAUGCAGGAGGCGGGAUUGAGGGCUGUGCGGAAGAACAGGUACAACAUCAUCCAGAGCGAUCUGGAGGAGGCGUACACGAGCCAGGUCAAGGGCGCGACGGAGGCGGAUAAGUUCGAUUUCUACAAGUAA
This is a messenger RNA of Didymosphaeria variabile, 1266 nucleotides long. It is a transcript of the gene RPT3, whose product is annotated as 26S proteasome regulatory subunit 6B. The record is from RefSeq and is a predicted model, not a curated record. The transcript is spliced from 3 exons. Gene Ontology annotation, biological process: proteasome-mediated ubiquitin-dependent protein catabolic process. NCBI's taxonomy places the organism in Eukaryota, Fungi, Ascomycota, Dothideomycetes, Pleosporales, Didymosphaeriaceae. Gene Ontology annotation, cellular component: proteasome regulatory particle, base subcomplex. Bases 1 to 1266 code for a protein of 421 amino acids. Gene Ontology annotation, molecular function: ATP binding; proteasome-activating activity; ATP hydrolysis activity.